This is a messenger RNA of Tripterygium wilfordii, 1181 nucleotides long. RefSeq names its product polyadenylate-binding protein 2-like. Gene Ontology annotation, molecular function: RNA binding. Lineage: Eukaryota; Viridiplantae; Streptophyta; Magnoliopsida; Celastrales; Celastraceae. Bases 128 to 805 code for a protein of 225 amino acids. The record is from RefSeq and is a predicted model, not a curated record. The transcript has 6 exons.
UAGCAUAACAGAUCAGCCCUCGUAUCCCAAUCCCAUAGGACCAGCAUCAAUUUAGUCUUAUAAAUCUUCCCCUAAAACUCAAAACCUAAAAAUCCAAUUACUGUAUCGAACACAGAUACACAGAAAAAUGGAGCAACACGAAGACCAGGACCAAGAGCACGAGGUUUAUGGAGGUGAGAUUCCCGACGAGGGAGAGAUGGACGCGGAUGUCGACAUGUCAUUUAGGUCGGAGGAGCACGAGGAACUCGAACCCAACUCUAAGGACCUGGAGGACAUGAAGAAGAGGCUCAAGGAGAUUGAGGACGAAGCCAGUGCUCUCCGCGAAAUGCAGGCCAAGGUCGAGAAGGAGAUGGGCGCUGUUCAAGAUUCCUCAAGUACUUCUGCUACUCAGGCUGAAAAAGAGGAGGUGGAUGCCCGAUCAGUUUAUGUUGGCAAUGUAGACUAUGCGUGCACUCCCGAGGAAGUGCAGCAGCAUUUUCAAUCCUGUGGAACAGUGAACAGGGUGACAAUUUUGACUGACAAAUUUGGACAGCCAAAGGGAUUUGCAUAUGUUGAAUUUGUAGAGAUUGAAGCGGUCCAGAAUGCUGUUAUGUUAAAUGAAACAGAACUGCAUGGUCGUCAGUUAAAGGUUUCGGCUAAGCGGACAAAUGUACCUGGCAUGAAACAGUAUCGGGGAAGGCGACCCAACCCAUAUUCUGGGUUCCGGUCUCGUCGUCCCUUCAUUCCGGGUUCCCCAAUUUACCCAUCUUAUGGUUACGGAAGGGUUCCAAGGUUCAGGCGGCCAAUGCGGUUCAGGCCAUACUAGAGAUGUAUGGGUGGUGUGUAUUGGCCUCAAUAGCGAGAUGACCAUUGCUGAUGAUUUACAAUGCUGUUAUCAUUAUAUUUCAGUAAUCAAAUCGGAGGAAGACUCGUGUCGCUGACGACCAUCUUGAUUUUUCUAGAACCACCUAGCCUGCUGGAUAGGAAUCGUGGUUGUUAUGCCAUUAUUGAAAUUGCUUCAUAUGGUUAAAAGGAGGCAAAUGUGGAAGUAGAAAUAUACUAUUGGACAUUUUAAUUUUCUCAAUCUGGGUUCUUUACAAAAAUUGGGGAAUUCAUCAUAUGUAAUGUUUUUGUAGCUUAUGACUAGAAAAUAUUUGCUUUAUAAAUUAGAAAGUGAUGAUUUGUUGGAAAUUUCACAUAAA